Messenger RNA from Homalodisca vitripennis (glassy-winged sharpshooter), 6676 nucleotides. RefSeq names its product multidrug resistance-associated protein 1-like. The transcript is spliced from 31 exons. The coding region runs from base 187 to 4686 and encodes 1499 amino acids. Gene Ontology annotation, cellular component: membrane. Gene Ontology annotation, molecular function: ATP binding; ABC-type transporter activity; ATP hydrolysis activity. NCBI's taxonomy places the organism in Eukaryota, Metazoa, Arthropoda, Insecta, Hemiptera, Cicadellidae. Gene Ontology annotation, biological process: transmembrane transport. The record is from RefSeq and is a predicted model, not a curated record.
CUGUAGAUACGAUAACAGGUGCUCUCAUAUCGCAUGACACUAUGACGAAUACAACAGAUUGGAUAGUAAUGCCUUAUAUAAACAGUGUACACAUCCAUUCAUUCAUUCAUUUGUGCUCGUAAGUUUCGUCAUUUACAGGAGUGUUAAUUUGACAGAUCUCGUUGUAUCCCAUAACUCUUUACCACUAUGGAACAUCAAUUCUGCUACUCGACUUUCUGGGACUUGGCCACAUCAUGGGACACUUCGCACCCAGAUUUAUCCCUGUGUUUCGAGAAGACCGUGAUGGUGUGGACCCCAUGUCUGGUGCUAUGGCUCCUCUCGCCCCUGGAACUAUGGCUCAUAUACACCAGCAAAUGUAGGGACGUUCCAUGGGGGUUCACAAACAUCUCAAAAUUGUUCUUGAACCUGCUAUUGAUAAUAAUUAGUGUCAUGAGCCUGGGCUGGUCAGCUCUUCAGUUUUUCCAAGAUAACAAAGUUUUCCUGGUUGACAUAUGGACUCCGGCAAUUCAGACAGUCACAUUUAUACUAGCAGCUGUGCUUUUGUUGUCGGACAAGGUGCGAGGACUUCACACUUCCGGAGUGUUGUUUCUGUUCUGGUUGUGUUUGACAGUUACUGGAGCUGCUCAAUUACGCACGGAGAUCCUGCACGAUAACACUACAGAUGAAGAAGAACCCAACUUCAAAAAUAUCCUGUUCCUGAUAUACUAUCCGGUUGUUGUUCUAAUGUUGGUGAUAAAUCUGUUUGCGGAUCCUCCACCCAGGACCACAGACUAUCCGAAAUACCAGAAGCUGUGCCCUGAAGUUCAAGCGUCAUUUGUCUCUAAAAUUGUGUUUGGAUGGUUCGAUGCGCUGAUUAUUAAAGGGUUUCGAAACCCACUGACUGCAGCAGACCUGUGGGAUUUGAGAUACAGAGAUACUUCCUCACAGGUGGUUCCACGUUUUGAGAAAGCCUGGAAAAAGAAGUUAGACCAUGCUGCAAGGACUCCCAAAUUCAAUUCCAAGACGACACAGAAUGGAGGAGCUAUACCAAGUGCGAAAAACAGACAGAGCAAACCUGUUUCAAUUGUUGGUCCCCUAUUCAAGACGUAUUGGAUACCAAUGUGUGGUUCUGCAUUCACCAAAUUAUUAUCUGAUGCUCUAGUGUUUAUCAAUCCACAGGUCCUGAACCUAAUGAUCAGUUUCGUAGCCGGAAGAGAGUAUCUAUGGAAGGGGUUCGCGUAUGCCGCCACAAUGUUCGUUGCCUCAGAGCUGCAAACUAUCUUGGCUCACAACACGUACAUGGUCAUGUACAAUGUUGGCAUCAACUGGCGGACAUCACUCAUGUCUUUAAUUUACAAGAAGGCUCUCAGAGUUUCCAAUGCUGCUCGUAAGACCUCUACGGUGGGAGAAAUCGUAAACUUGAUGGCAGUGGAUGCACAGAGAUGUGCUGACUUUGCUCAGUACCUCCACUUCACAUGGACUGCUCCGUUAAUCAUCAUUGUGGCCCUCUACUUCUUGUGGCAGAUCCUUGGUAUAGCGAUGAUGGCUGGUCUCAUCGUCAUGAUCAUUAUGAUCCCAAUCAAUAGUGUAAUUGCCAACCAAAUGAAGAAGCUGCAGAUCAAGCAAAUGAAGCUCAAAGAUGAGAGACUGAAGCUCACCAAUGAGAUCUUGACAGGAAUUAAGGUUCUGAAAUUGUAUGCUUGGGAGCCAAGUUUCAAAGAUUAUAUCCUGAAAAUCAGACGUCAGGAAUUGUCGAAUAUGAAAACAUCUGCUUACUACGGAUCUUCCCUUUCAUUUGUGUGGGUCUCGUCAACAUUCCUUGUCUCAUUUGCAAGCUAUGCCACUUUUGUAUUACUGGACGAACGCAAUGUCCUCACUGCAGAGAUUGCGUUUGUUGCUGCAGCUCUCUUCAAUGUUAUGAAGGUUCCAAUUGCGAUGCUUCCAUUUAUAGUGCAAUUGUUGCUGCAGUUUUUCGUAUCCGUGAAAAGAAUCAACAAUUUCUUGAAUGCUGAAGAGUUGGAGUUUGAUGCAGUUUCACACGACAAGACUAGAAAGGAAUCACUAAUUAUUGAGGGCGGGACAUUCUCCUGGGACUUAGAAAAGGCUGAAAAUGCAGCUCUACGCAACAUCACUCUAAAGGUUCAACCCGGACAGUUGGUAGCAGUGGUGGGGGCAGUUGGCUCUGGCAAGAGUUCUCUCAUAUCUGCCUUUCUUGGCGAGAUGGAUAAGAUCUCUGGAUAUGUCAACACCACCGGCAAGAUAGCUUACGUGCCUCAGCAGGCUUGGAUCCAGAACUCUACGCUCAGAGAUAACAUCCUGUUUGGAAUCAGCUACAAUACCAAACAGUAUCAGAAAACCGUUGAAAACUGUGCUCUGAAGCCAGACUUUGACAUGCUGCCUGCAGGAGACAGUACUGAAAUUGGAGAAAAGGGUAUCAACCUGAGUGGGGGACAGAAGCAGAGAGUGAGCCUGGCACGAGCUGUGUACCACGAUGCAGAUGUAUAUCUACUGGAUGAUCCUCUUAGUGCUGUUGAUUCUCAUGUGGGAAAACAUAUCUUUGAUAACGUUAUUGGACCUCAAGGCCAGCUUAAAAAUAAGACACGAGUGUUGGUAACACACGGAGUAACUUUCCUGCAUCAAGUGGACGUCAUCGUCGUAAUGAAGGGGGGAGAGAUCUCGGAGAUGGGGACAUUCAAGGAGUUAUUGGCCAAGAAAGGAGAGUUCUCAGACUUUUUGGUGCAACACAUCGUAGAAACUGAACAAAGCGAAUUGGACGCUGAAAUAAAGGAAUUGAUCAAUGAAGACACUGCACUGAGUCAAACCAUUCAAAGAAAACUAAGUACAAAAGGUUCUUCUGAUUCUGUAAAAUCAACUUCCUCAGGAAGCAGACAAAGAAAUGAGAUGGAAUUUGAUAGUAAAGUUACAAACAAGGAUAAAUUAAUUCAGGUGGAAAAAACUGAAACUGGUAAAGUGGAGUUGGGUGUGUAUAUACACUAUCUGAGGUCUGUUGGCAUGUUCCUUGGAGUAUCAGCAGUAGUGUUCCAAAUACUCUCUCAGGCUGCCAAUGCCCUUAGCAGUGUCUGGCUGUCCAAAUGGACCUCGGAUACCACGGCAGCUGUUAAUGGUAUCCAGGUAGUGGACAAGCGUAAUUCUUACAUUGAGGUGUACGCUACAUUUGGCAUCGGCCAGGCUGUUUCAGCAGUGUUGUGUUCCUUUGCACUCGCGUUUGGUAGCAUAAGGGCCUCACGUGUACUGCAUGAGUCUAUGUUGGCUAAUGUUCUGAGAGCGCCGAUGAGCUUCUUUGACACCACACCUACUGGGAGACUGGUCAACCGGUUUGGCAAAGAUGUCAACGCUGUUGAUGGCAUUCUUGCCAUGACCAUAGCCCAGGCAUUGGCAGGAAUUUUAACAGUUAUUUCAACAAUAGGAGUAAUUGUGUGGUCAACACCAAUUUUCGCCUCGGUCAUUCUGCCAGUUGGGCUGCUUUAUUACUUUGUUCAGAAAAUGUAUGUGGCUUCUUCGCGACAGCUUAAGAGGAUAGAGGCAGUCUCUCGUUCCCCUAUCUAUUCCCACUUCAGUGAAACUAUCUCAGGUGUCUCUUCGAUAAGAGCAUAUGGAGCAGAGACUAGAUUCAUGCAAACAUUAGAGGAAAGGGUAGAUGCGAACACUGUCUGCCUCUAUCCCACCCUAGUAGCAAACAGGUGGUUAGGUAUACGCUUGGAAACUAUUGGAAAUGUAUUAAUAUUUUUUGCGGCUCUCUUUGCGGUUUUGGGAAGAGAUAAUCUAGACCCUGGUAUUGUAGGCUUGUCGAUCAGUUACGCUUUACAGAUCACUUCCAUGCUAAAUAUUGCUGUGAGAUUUAUAUCUGAAGUGGAAAACAACAUCGUUUCAGUUGAGAGAAUAAAGGAAUACGCUGAAGUCCCACAGGAGGCGGCUUGGGAGGUACAGCCCAGACCUGAUAGUAAGUGGCCCAACCAAGGGGUUGUGCAGUUCCAGGACUAUCAGGUGAGGUACAGGGAAGGUCUUGACCUUGUACUGAGAGGGGUCAAUUUCACUAUCUCUGGAGGAGAAAAGAUUGGGAUAGUUGGACGCACUGGAGCAGGAAAGUCCUCUCUUACGCUCUGCCUAUUCCGUAUAAUUGAAGCUGCUGGAGGUCGUAUCCACAUAGAUGGCCUCGACAUCUCCAAGAUUGGACUAGGUGACCUCCGCUCCAAACUUACCAUCAUUCCACAGGACCCAGUGCUAUUUUCUGGUACACUCCGGAUGAACCUGGACCCAUUCGAGGUGUACAAUGAUGCAGACGUUUGGCGAGCUCUGGAGUUAGCUCAUCUUAGCGAUUUUACCAAAACACUUAAUCUUGGACUCAUGCACACCAUUUCAGAAGGCGGUGAAAAUUUGAGUGUUGGACAACGGCAGCUAAUUUGUCUAGCACGAGCCUUGCUGCGUAAGACUAAAGUACUGAUCUUGGAUGAGGCAACGGCAGCAAUAGACCUAGAGACUGAUGAUCUAAUUCAGGCAACCAUCCGCAGAGAGUUCCGGGAUUGUACAGUUCUCACCAUAGCUCACAGACUGAACACUGUUAUGGAUUCUGACAGAGUUCUGGUGUUGGAUAAAGGUUACAUAAAAGAGUUUGAUUCUCCUCAAAAUCUACUGCAAUCUUCCUCAACAAUAUUCUACGGAAUGGCUAAGGAUGCAGGACUUGUAUGAAAUGAAAAAUAUCACGUGUUAGGCCUACCAUAUAAUAUUUACAGAGCAAAUUCAUAUUGUUUAGUAUAUGAAUUAAAGAGUAUAUUACUCUUAAUUAUAUUAAAAUUGUAUAAUGUCCUUAAAACUCAAAGAACAGCUGAACAGCUUAUUAUAAUCAAGGAAAUUGGAAGGGGGGUCUGUAAGGUUAGUUUCAGUUCUUCUGUUUCCUUUCAAACUAAUCAUCCCUUAUCUAUUAUAAUCCCAGAAAAAUUAUAAUAACUAAAUAUAUAAUGUAAUAUUUUCAUAGAAUAGCCACAAUUCCAGACACUUCUCCAAGUUUGGAUGGACAAGACUAAGACUAUAAUUGAAUAAAGGCACAAAGUUCACUUCUAUAAUUGAACUAGAGGUUGCCCAAAAGCCUAGCACACAAUUUCCUGCCAAAAAUAAAAAUGCCAAGGAUGUCUUCAUUUUAAUUUAAAUCCAAAAUACUCAUGAUAUAGUCACUGAAAGAUGUACCAAUCUAUUAAUCAAUUUUAGAUUUUUUUAUAAAGCUGUGUUUUGGAGCCUUGAAGUCGGAGAGUGAAACAGUUUUUAUAAGUACCUGUAAAAUAACUUGAGUUUUUCUCCAAUAACUCCAUAAUAUUUGAUUGAAUAGCUUCAACAGUUUGAUUAACAAUUGAACUAGUUUAGGCCAGUGAGGAAGAAUCCUAAAGUCACAAUCCUUAUCUGUUCAUUUAACACACUUAUUAUGUAAUGAAUAAUUUGGAAAUGGAAGUAGGCACAUUAGAUACGUAUUAUUAUUUCAGUGUUCAUGGUUAAGAGCAUGACGCAAAAUUAUAAAUGUUUUUAUUCUAGGAUUUGUAUGAGUAUGAGCAUUUCUAAUUCAAAUGAAUUAUAUUUCUAACCAUGGUUGAGUUUGCUUUGUUGAUCCGAUCAGGUUAAGUGUAAGAAAGGACUAUGUAGUCCUACCUUCGCCUGAAAAAAAAAUAAAGAGAAUUUUUAUUUCAUUUCAUUUUCAUUUCAUCAAGGAAAACUGUGUGUAUAUAUAUAUAUAUAUACAGGUCUGAGAAGCCUACUUCCGGUAAAAAAUACGAUUAUGGUGUGUUUUAUAACAGUCUUCAAAUCUACAGUAAAAGUUACUUUGUAUCUGCAUUAAACUUCUGGUCAAGCACUACAUACUUAAUAUUUGCUAAAAUCUAUACAGUUAAAAAUAUAGUUUUACUAAAAAUUCCAAUUUUAUUGUUUGGAUAACCUAUGUGUUCAAUAGUGAUUACAGAACAGGUUUAUAGGUUCUUUCAAUUAAUAACAUCUAUUUGUUGCAAUGCAUUUCUUGCAGGUAUGCAUUUUUUCACAACUUUAGAGCCCAGUAGGGUGGUGCUCUCAGGUUGGAGGUAAAAAUCCUUCCUUAGUGGACUUCUAGUACAUAAGAUAAACCUAUGAGCAAAAUUUUAUGUCUAUAUCUUUUAUAGUUUUUGCAGAGUGUUUAUGAGUACUAAGUCAGUCAGGACAUCUCCUGUUAUAUAUAGAUAAAAGAAAUAGAAAUAAUUAUAUAUUAACAACACUAAACUCUUUAACUAUCCAUUUAAUUAAUAACAACAUUUGUUGUUUGAUUUAUAUCAAUGUUUUUAUAACAAAACAAGCAUUUCUGUGAUUAAUGUCAUGUAAUUUUAAAGCGAUAUGUUUUUCCCCCUUAUAAUACUUAUCAAACUGCUUUUGCCAUUAUUUAACUUUCACAUACAAAUCUUGUAUUUUGUUAGUAAACAAAACAACUGUUAUUGUAAUUGUCUAAAAAUAAGUUUGCCACAAAAGAGACCUUUCAUGCAUAUCCAACUUGCUGUUGUAUUUUAAUUUUUUUAACAAACCAUCUCCACUGUAAUAGAAUUGAAUUUUGAAAAGUUUACAUUUUAAACUUAUGUAAAAUAAUACUGGAUGUUCUUGUAUUAAGUUUUGUUUAAUACACAAUAAGGUUCUUUUUGUAUAAUACUCGUAUUAUUAAAGUUUUUAUUUUGUA